AACUGGGUGUCGUCCCGCACUUCCGGUGCCCAGCUUCCGGCUCCGGGUCUGGGCCUGGGGCAGAGGCGGAGCCACCUCCCGCCGCGACUUUCAGACUCGCACCAUGGCUAUGCGCUGGUCGUGUUGGCGACGCGGCUGCCCCUGGAGGCCAGCGGCGGUCGGGAGCUCGCGGCCGGGACGUCCUGGCUGUGCGGGGCCGCUCGGGACGCGCGCUACCUCGGACACCCGCGCGCAGAUACCCUAUUUUAGUCUUAUGAAGAUUUUAACGUCUGCCUCCCCAAAUAUGCAUAGUAUAUCACAGGUUCAUCACAGGACACCAGCAAUGUGCUGUUGUAGUCAGACUCAGAGUGGUGAGAAGUACAGUGAUCCUUUUAAACUUGGCUGGAGAGACUUAAAAGGUCUGUAUGAAGACAUUAGAAAGGAGCUGCACAUCUCCACCAGAGAAUUGAAGGACAUGUCUGAAUACUACUUCGAUGGCAAAGGAAAAGCCUUUAGACCGAUUAUUGUGGUGCUAAUGGCCCGAGCCUGUAAUAUUCAUCAUAAUAACUCCCGAGAUAUGCAAGCCAGCCAGCGCUCCGUAGCCUUAGUUGCAGAAAUGAUCCAUACUGCCACUCUGGUUCAUGACGACGUUAUUGACGAUGCAAGUUCUCGAAGAGGAAAACAUACAGUUAAUAAAAUCUGGGGUGAGCAAAAGGCUGUUCUUGCUGGAGAUUUAAUUCUUUCUGCGGCAUCUAUAGCUCUGGCACGGAUUGGAAACACUGCUGUUGUAUCUAUGUUAGCCCAAGUUAUUGAAGAUUUGGUACGUGGUGAAUUUCUUCAGCUAGGGUCGAAAGAAAAUGAGAACGAAAGGUUUGCCCACUACCUUGAAAAGACCUUCAAGAAGACGGCCAGCCUGAUAGCCAACAGUUGUAAAGCAGUCUCUGUCCUGGGUUGCCCUGACCCAGUGGUGCAUGAGAUUGCCUAUCAGUAUGGGAAAAACGUCGGAAUAGCUUUUCAGCUCAUAGAUGAUGUACUGGAUUUCACCUCAUGUUCUGACCAGAUGGGCAAACCAACAUCUGCAGACCUGAAGCUAGGCAUAGCCACCGGCCCUGUUUUAUUUGCUUGCCAACAGUUUCCAGAAAUGAAUGCUAUGAUAAUGAGACGGUUCAGUUUGCCAGGAGAUGUGGACAGAGCACGGCAGUAUGUAUUACAGAGUGACGGCGUGCAGCAGACAACCUACCUCGCCCAGCAGUACUGCCACGAGGCAGUAAGAGAGAUCAGGAAGCUUAGACCAUCUACAGAAAGGGACGCCCUCAUUCAGCUUUCAGAAAGUGUGCUCACAAGAGAUAAAUGACAAUUCUUUCAGUUCUUUCUGGCAGCUAUUUUACCAGACUGUGCCUAAUGAAUUUUGUGAAAAACUAUUUGCUUCACAUGCAGAUAACCAAAAAUCAUUUUAAAAAAUAAUUUCAACCUUAUUGAUGGGCAAUUUUUUUAUUGGCAAAGUUUUUCAGAAAACUUUUUAAAUGUAAUUAAACCAGUGUCAUUAUAGUCCUAUAAAUUCUAAUCGAGGUAUCCUGAUGGUUAUAUGUGGUAUUGUUUACACUGUUAAUGCCCACAUGUAAAGCCAUUACACAAAUAAAUAAUCAACGUUAAAAUUCAAGUGGUUUGUCUUUGUUUUACCAUAGGAUUAAUGGUCAGAGAAUUUUGAAGUCUGUACUAUUUAAAUCCACAUUAGUUAUAUUUUAACAAUAUCCAAAUUUUUCGUAUAGGAGCAUAGUUUAUUAUAAAAGACUGUAGAUAAAAUUUAGACAACAGGUUAUUUACAAAUGAAGAAAACAUUCUGCUUCAAAAAGAAAAAGCAUAAUAUAGCUAUCUGAUCACUAAUGACAUAGUACUUCAAAAAUAACAAAGGUAAAAUAUAUAUGGAAUAGUUGAUUUGAUAGGAACAAUGAUCUUUAAUUUUCAGAAAUAUUUGCACUGCUCUCAUCACUUACUGUGCUGUCACACAUCUGUAUCCCUCAAUACAUAGAAGCCCACACCUGUGUGAUCUACUUUAAUAUCCUAAGCAGUACAGUCUUACAUACAAGACAGGUAUCCCUCAAACCCUCCCUUAAAUCAAGGAGACACACAAAGUGCAUGUGUUGCAUUUAAGUUGCAAUACAAACCUGCUUAUUACCUGUUUACAGAUUAAUACAUGGCCUAGUUUCUUUCCCAAUUAUUGUUAAAAUUUUAUGUUUCUAGUGCCAGGCAAUGGAUUAAAUAUGCCUGGCCACAAAUGAACUGCAUCCAUCUUUACAAUAUGUAAAAGAUUUUCCUUUCACUGAGUCAGUGUAAUUUCAGUUUCACUAAAAUCCAAAGGACAAGUGUGGUACUCCUUCAGAUGUUACACCCCCCCACCCCCCACCCCAGAAUAUCAUGUGCUUACUCUGACACAGUCUAGCUCCAAAAUCUGCAAAAUUCUGUUGCAUUGCUGUUUGGACACAUUAAGAUUAAGCUAAAAAUAUUUUCAAGCUGAUGUAUUGAGAAAAUAGAACCAUAAUUCUGCAAUAAAUCUUUUUUAGGGGGUGGGGGGUGUGCAUGCAUAUGCACACGCACACAUGAUUAAAGCAAACCAGUAAAGGAGAGGACAAAAUCCUUUGGUUCACUUAUGUAUUUAUGAAUGGAAAAAUUUAUAAUGCAAAUUUCACCCAUUAAAAAACUUAGAUACAAAUUACAACAUUACAGAUAGUCUUUCAUUUCACAUGAAGAAUUUAGAGACUCUAGUAUGAGUACUCCAGAUAAUUGUUACACAAAUUGGAAGCAUCUUGAGUUGUUAAGUAUAUUUCAAUACAUAAAAAUUUAUGCAUGCUUUAAACACUAUUUUUUUUAAAAACUGAGAAUUGAAACCAAAAGUCUGACCAGCACCAGCACUGAAGUUCUCUGGUUUCCUAUCAGUCUGAUACAAUGUUAGUGACCAUGCUGCACUGAGACAUGUAACGGUACAUUCUGAACCAUGAUUUGUUAAACGUAAUAACCCACAUCCCCAGAAUUUUUAGGCUGGUCAUAAAUUUAUCAAGGUGUGAGUACAUACGCAUAAUCAAUUAUAGGCAGUCUGAUAUAAAUUGCUCUUCAGCAAUGUCUGAACUGCCUCCAAAAUUUAUGCUUACAGGUAGACAUCCAAAUAUACCAAUAAAACAUGUCCUGAAAAUAUGGGCACAUUUUAAACAUUAAAACAAUCCUGUUAACCAUACAGUCCCACAGUAUGACGGAGUAAUAA
Molecule: messenger RNA, 3235 nt
Organism: Arvicanthis niloticus (Nile rat)
Lineage: Eukaryota; Metazoa; Chordata; Mammalia; Rodentia; Muridae
Gene: Pdss1
Product: decaprenyl diphosphate synthase subunit 1
Biological process (GO): isoprenoid biosynthetic process; ubiquinone biosynthetic process
Cellular component (GO): mitochondrion; transferase complex
Molecular function (GO): prenyltransferase activity
Source: RefSeq, a predicted model, not a curated record